AUGCCUUCGCAGGAACAACGGAAGAAAGAGAAGGAUCAAAAGCACAAAGCUAAGGCACCAGAACCUGCUACAAACGACCAGGAAAAGAAGGCCCUGAAAGCGGCACCACCACCACUGGUUCCUGUCGAACCUGGAGAUGAAAGUGAGGACUAUUCUGAGGAUGUGUCCAAAGACGAGGAGCAAAGAGUGUUAGACGAGAACUAUCAGGAUGGCACGCCGGGUAGCAGCAGAAGGGCAGAAGCAGAUGAAGAUGAAAGGUCCGAGGAAGAAGCCGACGAAGACCAGGCAGUGCAAACUGCGCGCGAGGAGGAAUCCGAGGAGGAGGAAGAAGAGAGCCCAGCUCUGUCGCAGCCUUCAACACCCAGGGACGACGAAAAGCCUCGGCCCAAAUGGAUGGAUCAGCGGCUGCAGUCGGCCAAGAAAGCGGAUCAACAAAUGGAGCCGGCCUGUCAGACCCGCCAACAAGUUCACCACGAACAGCGUCAACGUAAUAUAAGUGGUCAACGCGACUAUAACAGCCAGCUGACUUAUCGUAAAGAGCAAGAAAUGAUGAUGCAACCGCAGCAACAGCCACAGGUUCAAACAUACUGA
Messenger RNA from Thermochaetoides thermophila DSM 1495, 591 nucleotides. RefSeq lists its product as uncharacterized. The transcript has 2 exons. Bases 1 to 591 code for a protein of 196 amino acids. NCBI's taxonomy places the organism in Eukaryota, Fungi, Ascomycota, Sordariomycetes, Sordariales, Chaetomiaceae. The record is from RefSeq and is a predicted model, not a curated record.